Messenger RNA from Helianthus annuus (common sunflower), 797 nucleotides. Its product is annotated as autophagy-related protein 8C-like. Gene Ontology annotation, biological process: cellular response to nitrogen starvation. The record is from RefSeq and is a predicted model, not a curated record. NCBI's taxonomy places the organism in Eukaryota, Viridiplantae, Streptophyta, Magnoliopsida, Asterales, Asteraceae. The transcript is spliced from 6 exons. The coding region runs from base 195 to 554 and encodes 119 amino acids.
AAAAGAGCCCAUAGAUGAGACCAACACCAAGUCUUCAGAUACAAGUUAGGCUACCCAAACAAAACGGUGACGUAUUGCACACUUUCCCCUUUUCUCUUUCCCCUUAACCCUAAUCAAGAACCAAUUCUACGCACAAGAAACCGAUUUCUCUCUCAAUUCCACACGAUUUUGUUGAUUGCAUUCUGUUGAUCGCAAUGGCCAAAAGCUCCUUCAAACUUGAACAUCCUCUCGAGAGGCGCCAAGCUGAAGCUGCUCGUAUCAGGGAGAAGUAUCCCGACAGAAUUCCGGUCAUUGUGGAGAAGGCUGAAAGAAGUGACAUACCUGACAUAGACAAGAAAAAAUAUUUGGUACCUGCUGAUCUCACUGUUGGACAGUUUGUCUAUGUGGUCAGAAAGAGGAUUAAGCUCAGUGCUGAGAAGGCUAUCUUUAUCUUUGUCAAGAACAUCCUUCCACCUACUGCUGCAAUGAUGUCUGCAAUUUAUGAGGAAAACAAAGAUGAAGAUGGCUUUCUGUACAUGACGUACAGUGGUGAGAACACAUUCGGAUUGCUCUGAAGAUGACUCUGAAGAUGACGUUUGGAAGACAUGAAGAAUCUAUUAUGUAAAUAUGGUUCUAAGAUGACGGACCGGAUGUGUACAUUCUUUCUUAUCAAUCAUGCACGCUUUGUUCAGUUUCGUAUCUUCCGAAACUUCUGUGAAUGGUUUUUAUAGUAUGUUACUAAUUAAGUGGUAUUAUGCAUGGAAUUGCCACUGGAUAUUGUCGUGUUCGUUGAUUAUCAAGUCUCUUGUUUGUAUGCA